This is a messenger RNA of Toxorhynchites rutilus septentrionalis, 944 nucleotides long. RefSeq names its product deoxynucleotidyltransferase terminal-interacting protein 2. Gene Ontology annotation, molecular function: RNA binding. The coding region runs from base 78 to 923 and encodes 281 amino acids. The record is from RefSeq and is a predicted model, not a curated record. The transcript is spliced from 4 exons. Gene Ontology annotation, biological process: RNA processing. NCBI's taxonomy places the organism in Eukaryota, Metazoa, Arthropoda, Insecta, Diptera, Culicidae. Gene Ontology annotation, cellular component: nucleolus.
CAAUGAUUUAUACCGAAUGCUUCAAAUAAUGAAAACACACGAGUUUUAUUCCAAAAAUUACAGUUGUAGCAUAUAAGAUGGAUCUUUUCACAGUUGACACAGUUGGAUCAAGCGAAAAUGAAUUGCGUCGUGCUGUGCACUUGCCUACGGUUUCGCGCCAGAGUGUUUUAACCCGUGAAACAACGAAUAAUGGUAAAAAGCCAACAGAACCGCUGCAGGAGGAAAGUGACGAUGAAGAUUAUGGAGGAUUACCACCGCCAAGCACAGAUAUUUUUCAAAUCCUCCGAGAGGAUGAAGCGCCUGGAAAUUUCCAGAGCUACCCAAAAGCAGGAUUUGCAAAGGAUUUCGCCGACGAUAUCGGAUGUGCAACGGUACCAACAUUACUUCGGAAAACUCGUUUUGCCGGAACAACAGCGGUGGAAGAGCUAACCGUCACCGAUGUCAGACACCACAUGAAAGCGGCUGUGGUGACGCCAGCAAUGGAGAAGCAUGAGAGUUUAGCUACUCUGUCAAUGAGUGAAAGACAGCUCAGGGAGCUAAACAGGAAAGAACGAGCGAAAACCAAGGGAAAAGAUUGGUUCAAUCUCCCUACCCAGGAAAUGACUGAAGACAUAAAAAAUGAACUUGAGCUGAUUCGUAUGCGAUCGGUUUUAGAUCCUAAGCAUUUCUACAAACGAAGUGAAAUGAAGACGCUUCCAAAGUACUUCCAGAUAGGUAAAGUGAUUGACUCCCCAUUGGAUCAUUACAAUGAGCGUGGAGCGAAAAAGGUGAAAUCCAAAACCCUUGUGGAUGAACUUCUGGAAGACGCAAAAUUCCAGAAAUACAACAAGAAAAAAUACGCCGAGGCACUCGAGAAAAGGAAAAAGAAAGCCUAUCACAAAGCAGCGAUCAAAAUGAAAAAGUUGAAAAAACAAAAGAAAUAAAAUUAACAUAAAUAACUUUUA